GACAAAAUCAAAGCCUCUGAUCCGCACACUUGUAAAAUAAGAUGAUCAACAACAAGAAUAACAAUCAAAAAUCAGAGAACAAAUUUCUUAAACAUAUUGGGAUUUUAUUCCAUUCGGAAAAGAUCAAGGAAAUUGCGAAUGAAAAAUUUGAACAAUUGGAAUCAAGCAAUUUGUUGAGUGAUUUGGAAUUGAAUGAUGAGGAGGAUAGAAUGUUGGGUGCAUUGUUUGGAGUUACUUGGGGAGAUGUAAUUGGUUGUCCAGUGGAAGGUUGGAGACAAGAAGAAAUUGAAGAAUUAUUUGGUGAUGAAAAUAUGUUGAAAUUAUUCGAUUUUAAAACGAUUAUUGAAAAGAGAAAUGAUGGAUCAUUGAAAUUGCAAAAUAUAACAAAGGAUGGAAUUGAUUUUCUAUUUCCGAGUGAUGAUUUAAUCAGUUCAAAAUUGAAAACUUUAUCGACCGAAAGUGAUGAAAAGAAGAAUAAGAGGAAAAAGUCACCUUUUGAAUCAUUCUUAUCCAGAUGUAGAUUCCCAGGUAUUCACUCUGACGAUACUCAACAGGGAAUGGCCUUGAUUAAUUCCAUAGUACAAUAUUGUGAGUUGAAUCCAAGUGGAAAAUACUUUGGUGAAAUUUGGGGUGAAUGGCUUGUGAGAGGAUUUGAAACUUGUUCAUGUAAAUAUCCAAUGAAGAGUGGUCAAGUUGAAGAAAUUGGUAGAGGAGUUCAAGCAUUUAGAGAUUAUGGAGCCAACAGUUCUAAAGCAUUCACAAAUCUCAAAAAGAAUAUUCCAGCUCACGAAGCUGGUUCUUCAUCAAGUGGUAUCGGUGGUAUUAUGAGAGGUGCCAUUGCUACAGCUGUAUUUUCUCUCUUCUCCCACGAAAGUGAUGAUGAAAAGGCAAUUCAAAUGAUUGAAAAGUUUUCAUUCGAGCAAAAUUUGACAACACAUGCCACAAUUGAAGGAGCUGCCACUUGUUUUGCUACUUCUCUAUGUGCUUACAUGUUCCUUAAAUUGGGUCAAGAGAGGGCUAUUGAAUGGAUUUUAGAUAACUUGGCUGAUAGAGUUAAAAAGGCAGAAGAUAAAUGGUGGAAUAACUCUAGAAUCACAACAGAAAGAGAAGAACAAGAGAAAGAAGAAAAGAAACCAAAGAAGAAAGCUUAUGUUCCUAAUGCUAAUCAAGUAGUUAACAAAACUCCAGAAAAUGAAUUGAAAUGGAAGAUUUACAAGACCUUACCAUCAGUCAAUGCUGCCUCUGAAGUUUUACAAGAACUCUUUGUCAUUAUUAAGACCUUGAGAGCUACAGAAAAGGAAAACACAUUGUUGGUAGAAUUGAGAAACAAGAUUAGUGACCUUGCCAGAGUUUACAAACCAGAAAAGAAGAAUAUGAGAGCUCACGUUAAUCAAGGUUUCUGCCUCUUGGCUGGUAUGCAUGCUAUUGCUUGUAUUUUACUACCAGAAAAUCCAGAAAUUAUCUUCCAUUACCACAAAUCAACUCCUGAAACACCAACACCUUCCUACGAUUCUGCUGACAUUUUCAAUAAUUUCCCAAAUCUUUUAUUGAGAUCAACAGUGACCCUUGGUUACGAUACAGACACCAUUGGUGCUAUUUUAGGAUAUUUAUUGGGAAGUAGAUUUGGAACUAGUUGGAUUCCUUUGCAAUUAUUAUUCGAUUUUAAUAGAAUUAAGGAAAAUUAUGCCAAGGUAUUGUUAAAUAUUUACAGAAAUAAGAGACAAGAAGAGCAAGUGGAAGUUAAAGUGGAACCUUUAGAUAAUUAUAUUGCUAAUGAACAGUUUUUGACAUUAAUUGGUGAAUAUUACCAAUACAAAAACGUAGACAAGUAUGUCAGCUUCACAGUUACAGAAAGCAACAAGCAUAUUUAUGGUAAUAGUUCAUCUAGAGUCGAACUUCAUUCACUCGAAAAUAAAAAUUAAGAAAACUAUUUGAAUG
This is a messenger RNA of Naegleria gruberi, 1938 nucleotides long. RefSeq lists its product as uncharacterized. Lineage: Eukaryota; Heterolobosea; Eutetramitea; Acrasida; Naegleriidae. The record is from RefSeq and is a predicted model, not a curated record. The transcript has a single exon. The coding region runs from base 42 to 1922 and encodes 626 amino acids.